AUGAGUUACAUGAAGAAAGAUGAGGAUGCGGAUCAGGCUUUGAUCAAACUUGACCGCACCACUGUUUUCCAAGAAGCGCGAUUAUUCAAUUCAUCGCCAAUCUCGCCACGGAGAUGUCGCACGCUGCUUACGAAGAUCGCCGUCCUCGUAUUCACGGGCGAGAGGUUCCCUACCGACGAAGCCACAACGCUCUUCUUCGGCAUUUCCAAGCUGUUCCAAAAUAAAGAUCCUUCCCUGCGUCAGAUGGUCUAUUUGAUUCUCAAGGAACUUUCUACCACCGCCGAAGAUGUUAUCAUGUCUACUAGUAUCAUUAUGAAAGAUACUGCUGUCGGCAGUGAUGUUUUAUACCGAGCUAAUGCCAUUCGCGCACUGUGCCGUAUUAUCGAUGCUACCACUGUCCAAGGUAUCGAGCGAUUGAUUAAGACCGCCAUUGUUGACAAAACACCCUCUGUCUCGUCGGCCGCCCUGGUAUCUUCAUACCAUCUGCUUCCCAUUGCGCGUGAUGUUGUUCGACGAUGGCAGAGCGAGACACAAGAAGCUGCCUCGGCAUCCAAGACGUCGACCGGGUUUCUGGGCUUCUCAUCCGGCCAAAAUCAUGCUAUCUCGCAGGCUAAUUAUAUGACACAAUACCAUGCCAUUGGUCUCCUCUAUCAGAUGCGGUCUCACGACAGGAUGGCUUUGGUGAAGAUGGUUCAACAAUAUGGCGCUGCCGGCGCAGUCAAGAGCCCGGCUGCUGUCGUGCUCCUUGUGCGUCUAGCGGCAAGACUCGCAGAAGAAGAUGCGAGCCUGAGGAAACCAAUGAUGCAGCUGCUUGAUGGCUGGCUUCGACACAAGCAUGAUAUGGUCAACUUUGAGGCUGCCAAGGCUAUCUGCGAUAUGAAAGAUGUGACCGACGCUGAAGCUUCACAGGCUGUCCACGUGCUGCAACUAUUUCUCUCGUCUCCACGCGCCAUCACCAAAUUCGCCGCAAUCAGGAUCUUGCACAGCUUCGCUUCUUUCAAGCCACACGUUGUCAACCAAUGUAACCCCGACAUCGAGUCACUCAUCUCCAACAGCAACCGUUCUAUUGCCACAUUUGCUAUCACCACAUUACUCAAAACCGGUAAUGAGGCCAGCGUUGACCGUCUCAUGAAGCAGAUCUCCAGCUUUAUGGCAGAUAUUACGGAUGAGUUCAAGAUCACUAUUGUCGAGGCUAUCAGGACCCUUUGCUUGAAGUUCCCUAGCAAGCAGGCCAGUAUGCUCACUUUCCUCAGCGGAAUUCUUCGGGACGAGGGUGGUUAUGAAUUUAAGCGCAGCGUCGUCGAGAGCAUGUUCGAUCUUAUCAAGUUCGUUCCUGGCAGUAAGGAAGAUGCUCUUGCGCAUCUCUGCGAGUUCAUCGAAGACUGCGAAUUCACCAAGCUUUCAGUCAGAAUCCUACAUCUCAUUGGCGUGGAAGGCCCCAAGACUCCCCAGCCUACGAAAUACAUUCGAUAUAUCUAUAACCGCGUGGUCCUCGAAAACGCGGUUGUUCGCGCUGCUGCUGUCACGGCCUUGGCCAAGUUUGGUGUUGGCCAGCAAGAUCCCGAGGUGAAGCGCAGUGUUUCUGUGCUGCUUACUAGAUGUCUUGACGAUACCGACGAUGAAGUGCGGGAUCGUGCAGCUCUCAAUCUGCGCUUGAUGAGCGAGGAGGAUGAGAUUGCUAAUCGCUUUGUCAAGAAUGAUUCUAUGUAUUCGCUUUCCACCUUUGAGCACCAACUGGUCAUGUAUGUCACUGCUACAGAUAAGGAAACAUUCUCGAUGGCUUUCGACAUUUCAUCAAUUCCUGUGGUCUCUCAAGAACAAGCCCUUGCCGAAGAGAGAACCAAGAAGCUCACAUCAGCCACGCCGACUCUCAAGGCGCCUUCAACAGCCCCGUCAAAGGCCAAGGCCAACGGUGCUGCAGAGAGUGCCACUUCUGCUGCUGCCGCCACGCAGAAAUACGCUGAACAGCUCAUGCAAAUUCCCGAGCUCAAAGAGUAUGGCACACUUCUCAAAUCAUCCACCGUUGUUGAACUUACCGAGAGCGAAACCGAAUAUGUUGUCUCGGCCGUCAAGCAUGUCUUCAAAGGACACAUUGUCUUGCAAUAUGACAUUAAGAACACCCUGCCUGACACUAUUCUGGAAGAUGUGUCCGUAGUAGCUACACCCUCUGAUGAAGACGAGAGCCUCGAGGAAGACUUCAUUGUGCCGUGCCCCAAGCUACCAACCAACGAACCAGGUAUCGUCUACGUUGCAUUCAAGAAGACAGACGGAGAGCAGAGCUUCCCCACUACCUCAUUUACCAACAACCUCAAAUUCACCAGCAAGGAGAUUGAUCCGUCGACUGGUGAGCCCGAGGAGUCUGGCUAUGAAGACGAGUACCAGGUCGAAGAUCUUGAGUUGACGGGCAGCGAUUAUGUGAUCCCCACUUUUGCUGGAAGCUUCGAUCAUGUAUGGGAGCAAACUGGCGCGAAUGGCGAGGAGGCGAGUGAGACAUUCCAACUUGGCAACGUCAAGAGCAUCGCCGAUGCAACCGAACAACUCAUCACUGCCCUCUCUCUCCAGCCUCUCGAAGGUACAGACGUGUCCCUCAGCAACACCACACAUAGCCUCAAACUUUAUGGCAAGACAGUAUCCGGCGGCCGUGUAGCAGGUCUUGUGAAGAUGGCGUUUUCAGCUCGUACCGGUGUUACAACAAAGGUAUCUAUACGAUCAGAGGAGGAAGGAUUUGCAGCCGCCAUAGUGGCAUCAGUUAGUUAA
Messenger RNA from Talaromyces atroroseus, 2757 nucleotides. RefSeq lists its product as hypothetical. The record is from RefSeq and is a predicted model, not a curated record. Gene Ontology annotation, cellular component: COPI vesicle coat; Golgi membrane; endoplasmic reticulum. The transcript is spliced from 6 exons. NCBI's taxonomy places the organism in Eukaryota, Fungi, Ascomycota, Eurotiomycetes, Eurotiales, Trichocomaceae. Gene Ontology annotation, biological process: protein secretion; intra-Golgi vesicle-mediated transport; endoplasmic reticulum to Golgi vesicle-mediated transport. Gene Ontology annotation, molecular function: structural molecule activity. The coding region runs from base 1 to 2757 and encodes 918 amino acids.